Molecule: messenger RNA, 4748 nt
Organism: Monodelphis domestica (gray short-tailed opossum)
Lineage: Eukaryota; Metazoa; Chordata; Mammalia; Didelphimorphia; Didelphidae
Source: RefSeq, a predicted model, not a curated record
GUGAGGCUGUUUCCUCGGCCUGCGGGGGGAUGGGCUGCCGCUUCCCCAAGCUCCGAGAGCACAGACUUUCACUGAGACUUGGAUAGCAGGAUCCAGCCCGUGAGGCUGUCUUGCCCGCCCUGAGGGUUGCUGUUGUUUUGACCAGCUCUUUGCAGCGGAGGCCCCAGGCAGUAACUUUCACCCGGACCUACAGGCUCUCUGCAGCGGAAGCCCCAGGCAGUAACUUUCACCCGGACUGGGACUUGGGUAGAAGACCCUGAGGGUUGUUGUUCCUCAGACCCUGCUCUCUGAGCCCGGCACGGCUGCCGCUUCCGGGAGCCUUGGACUCUGCGCUCCUACCCCUGAGGUCCGAGGGAUCUUGGGUUCUGGCUUUUAAGGGGAGCCAUACCUUUUGAACCGGGUCCAGGUCCAGGAGGAGGGUUCCCAGGGUCUGUGCUGUUGAUCGUUUUGAAUUUCGGUGCCUUAGGAGCUUCUAGUUUGAGAUCGGUCGGGAAGGGUUUUCCGGAGAUCUGAACUUCAGCUUUCUCUAAGCCGCCAUCUUAACCGGAAGUCCCAAGGUUUUCAUUCUUGAUUCUCUACCCUUCAGCUCCUAUCCAGACCACAAUCCCUUCAAGAAUUUCCUCAGCUCCUUCACUACUGACCAAUUCCUCAGGUACCAUCACAUAUUUCUGACCUGUUUCUUGGGUAGUCUUAAUUGAAUUGGUCCCUUGGGAAGCUGACUCUAAGAUGAGGAGGUGGGAGUUGUAGAGCAAAAUUGUGGUGGAGGUGGGAGUGGGGAAGUGAAAGAGCUCUUCUUAUAGAUGCAUCAUUGGGAGUCAGUUUGGUGUUUUCCUUCCAGUAAAGAAUAAGCCAACCUUCAUUGGGUGUCCCUGGGUAAGCUGAUGGAUGUCAGAAUGUUUCAGUGAAUAGGGCAUCCAUCUAAAAGUCAAAAAGAAAAAAUAACCAUCUGUAAGAUCUAGUUUGAAAUUUCUCCUUUGACACUAGCUAUGGGACCUUGGGCACAUCCCUGAAUCCUCCCUGGACUUCAGUUUCCUCACCUGUAAGAUCAAGGGGUUAGAUGUGCCAUUCCAGAUCUAAACUGACAAUCCCAUGAUCCUCUAUACCCAACUCUCAACCAUGAAGGUUUCUCUCCUUCCCAUACAGCAUCUGGCAGGUUUAGCCUGGAGUCUUUUACCCUGAACUUCACAAUCACCAACUUGCUCUGCACAGCAGACAUGGGAGAGCCAGGUUCCCAAAAGUUCAACGCCACUGAAAGAGUCCUAGAGCACCUGCUCAGCCCCUUGCUUGAAAACAGUAGCCUUGGCUCUGACUAUUCUGGAUGCAGGCUGACCAUGCUGAGGCCCGUACAGAAUGGGACAGCAACCGAAUUCCUGUGUGGCCACUGGAAAACUCCCGCCACCCCUAGCCUGGACAGGAAGAAGAUUUACUGGGAGCUGAGCAAUCAGACCCAAGGUAUCACCAGGCUGGGUGCCUAUACCCUGGACAAUAAGAGCCUCUAUCUCGAUGGAUACAGCUAUCAGAUGAAUCUUUCCUCCUCCACAAGUGCUGGAGGUCCCAACUUUGAGCCUUUCACACUGAAGUUCACCAUCACCAACAUGAGGUACACAGCAGACAUGGGGGAAAGGGGCUCCAGCAUAUUCAUCUCCACUGAGAGAGUGCUGCAGCGCCUGCUCAGUUCCUUGUUUGAAAAGAGCAGCCUUGGCUCUCAGGAUUUUGCAAGCAAAUUGACCUUACUGAGGCCUAUGAAGGAGGGAAGAGCAACCCUAGUUCAUUUCACUUGCAUCCAUCGGAGAGAUCCUUCCAGCCCUGUCCUAGAUAGAGAAAAAAUUUACUGGGGGUUGAGCUAUCUGACCUGGAGCAUCACCAGGCUGGGCCCCUACACAUUAGAGAAGGAUAGCCUCUACCUCAAUGAUUACAAUCAUUUGGCCAUGGCCCCCACCAAAAUGCGUGAGUGUCUCUAUUGGAAAGGGAAUAGUUACUUCAUUUUACCCUUCAACUUCAAGACUGAUUGGAUUUCCUGGUGAUAAUGACAAUAAUACCAUUCAUAUAUUAUUUAAUAUGUUAUUUCAUUUGAUCCUCAAUAAAACCCUGGGAGGUGGGUGUUAUUGUUUUCUGAAUUUUCCAUAUGAGGAAACUGAGACCGAGAGACAUUAAUUUCAGCUAGCAAGUACAGGAGGCAAAGUUCAUACUCAGGUCUUCCAAACUCCCAAAUCCAGCACCCAAUUUACUCUGCUGUCCUUAAUUUCAAGCCUCUCAUUCUCUUUGAGCCCCAGUUUUCCUCAUCUGGAGAAGGAAGGAAUUGUAUUAAACAGCCACUGAGGUCUAUCUCAGCUCUAUAUUUAUGACCCUAACCUUCCUAUUAAGCCAGGAGAAUAAGGAGAGCAUGUAGUUUCCUAAAGAUCGGAGCAGAAAAAGAGUGGAUUGUUUCAUACACUUAGUGUCUCUUUGUCUCAUUCUCUUUUUCCCAUGCUGAAAGCUUCCUAUUCUCUCAUAGCAUUUCAGAGAGGUCUCUCCUCCACGGAACAGAUCUGUCUCCCAAGUGACCAGGUCCAACAAAUGGGAUUCUGUUUCAUUGGGUCAUUCACCCCGAACUUUAUUUUUCUCUUUUGCCAUGUUGGGCUCACUCUCCCAUGUUGUCCACUUUUUGGAUUCCGGGUUAUAAUGAAUGAAGUCCAGUCCUACGCAGUGUUAAUAAGUAUGUUCAUACUCAUUUGAAUCCUGGGUUCAUUCCCCUAUUUGACAACUGGAGUUAGGCCCCAAUGUGACUGUGUGAGCUAGUCAAAGACCUUAUUAUCCAAGCCCCUGAUCCUGAAUGACAUCCUUCAGAAGUGAUGAGGAAGGAAUCCAAGAAGUGGCCUUCGCAGCUUUGGGGAAGUAGUGAGAAAGACUUCGGACACAGCAGGAAGCCUUUUAAUGGAUGUUAAAUGACCACUUUUCUAGGAUGUUCUUCAGCCACAUGUGUUUUGAGCAGCCUUACAGCUUUGAAAUUGUACAUUUUGGUGAUUCUGUGAAGAAAAGACUCCAGUUAAGGAAAGGGGACUCUAGAUCUUUCUAGACCCUCUUGCCUCAGAGCCAUGGCCUUUUGCUCUAAUAUUUCCUCUUCUUUUACUAUAAAUUGGAUGGAGAUGACAAGAUAAACUGUCUUCAAAGUCAGUAAAUUACUCAACAAACAUGUGUUAAGCUCCAACUAUGUAUCAGCUACUCUGUCAGGUGAUGGGGGUGUAGAGUCAAAAUAAAAGGAAGCAAUCCUUCUCUAAAAGCAUUCACAUUUUAUUGUGAGGGAUAACAUCUAUAUGUGCAUUGAUGGGUGUGUAUGAUACACACACUUAUGUAGCCCAAAUUCAAAAGUCAAUUCAAGUUUGAUGGAAGAGUGUUAGCAGUUGGUAAUAAUCAGAAAGGAAUCCCUUGCAAGGUGGUUUUGAAGGAAGAAAGAGUGAUUCUAUUGAAGAGGUAAGGAACAGUGCAUUCUAGGCAUGAGUUGGGGUCAAUGAAAAAGAAUGGAGAUGAGAAAUAUAGUACCCUAUGUGAGGAACAGAGAGAGUCUUGUUUGGCCAGACCAUAGGGUGUGGGAAGGAGAAUAGGGCAUCACAAGGCAAAAGGUGGUAGUUUAGGGCCAAGUUGCUAAGGGUGCAAAAAUGAUUCUGGAGUCAGCAAAUCUGGGAUCAAAUCCUGCCUCUGACAUUUAUGACCACUGUGGCCUUAGGCAAGUCAUGGGAACUCUCUAGGUCUCCAUUUCUUCUUCUAUAACAUGAGGGUGUUGGACUUGAUAGACUUUGAGAGCCCAUCUUGCUCCAGAAUGUCUUCUAUUUGAUUCUAGAGGUGAUAGAGAACCACUGGAGCUAACUGAAUAAGUGCAUGACAUGGCUAGAUCUUUACUUAAGGGAGCAUGAUAGAGAUCAAGGAUACUGGCAAGUCACAAGCUCACCUCAGCGCUAUGGAACAGAGGAGGAGGAGGAGGAUAAGGAGGAGGAUUCACAGGUUGGAAGUAUUUCUGUCAGUCAUAGACCAGGCACCUCAGCUCCUUUUCUUAUGCCAACCUUCCUCACAGGAGCUUGGGCAUCCAGCAAAGGCACUGGAUCCCAUGGAUUAAAUCAUUUGGUGAACUAGUGCAUAUUGAAUUCCUCUCCUAUAGGGCCCUGAGGUUGUACAGAGCAUCCACAACUGCUCUGAGUUCUCUGCUUUUAGGUACAAGAAAUUUCUGCCCACCUUGAAACAUUUUCCUUUUUUUCCGGUUUUAGCACCAGACCCAGCAGUAGCACCUGGUUGUCCCCUGUGGGCCACAGAGCCUGGAGGCUCCCAAGCUGCUAGUUUAAGCUUCCAGUCUUUCACCACCAUUCCCGAGGUGCUGUACACAGAAGAUAUGCAUCUUUCUGGAUCUGACAAGUUCAAGUUCACCAAAAGAACCCUGCAGCAACCUUUGAAGAAUGGCUCAGAAACUGGAGUGAGUUGCCUGUACACACACAAGAGAAAUGUUAGAAGCUCAUUCAGAGACAAAGAGAAGGUUUACUGGGAUGCAAAAAGAACAUUUCACUAAGCUGGGCUUUUCCUCCUCCCUUGAAAGAGACAGUCUACUCAAUGAUGAGGAGCACAACAGAAUCCCAAGCUCUUUCCUCUAUCCUCAUGCUACUUUCCCCUCCUCCUGCUAAAUUUCCAUUCUGAUUCUGACCUUAAUGUUCUCUCAAAGAAUCAUUAUUUCUCAAUACCCUUUUAUUACACCAAACACAGAAAAUAAACCAUGCCCCUAUCUA